Morchella importuna is the source of this 315-nucleotide messenger RNA. RefSeq lists its product as uncharacterized. Bases 1 to 315 code for a protein of 104 amino acids. Lineage: Eukaryota; Fungi; Ascomycota; Pezizomycetes; Pezizales; Morchellaceae. The record is from RefSeq and is a predicted model, not a curated record. The transcript has a single exon.
AUGUCUACCUCCGCUAUUCUCAUCGCUCUUCGCACUGACCUCGCUUAUCUCCGUGACAUUCUCACUCUACAUAAUACUGCUUACAAUGCCAUCGAUAGCGCCCUUGUCUCCGCCAUCCACCUCUCUGAAAACGACUUACGAGAUUGCGCCCAAAACAUGUUCCCCGGCGAAAUCAGGAAUGACCGUAGGGUCUGGCAGCAGAUCCUCGAAUGUAUGGGCAGGGUGAGGGCCCAGAUACGUUAUACGGAGAUGAAUAUGGCACUUAUCGAGCGAGAGAUCAGGGAAUUGGAGGCUCACGGUGGGUCUUCAAGGUGA